Molecule: messenger RNA, 2187 nt
Organism: Thermochaetoides thermophila DSM 1495
Lineage: Eukaryota; Fungi; Ascomycota; Sordariomycetes; Sordariales; Chaetomiaceae
Product: chromatin assembly factor 1-like protein
Exons: 5
Coding region: 1-2187 (728 amino acids)
Biological process (GO): DNA replication-dependent chromatin assembly; nucleosome assembly
Cellular component (GO): nucleus; CAF-1 complex
Molecular function (GO): protein binding
Source: RefSeq, a predicted model, not a curated record
AUGAAGGCCACCCCGUUAAUCGUCAAUUGGCAUCACGACAAUAAUAACCCCUAUCCUAUCUACUCUGCCCACUUCGAACCCGGCGGCAAGGGUCGCUUGGCGACCGCUGCCGGCGACAACAAUGUUCGGCUCUGGAAGAUUGAAGAGAACGGCGAUGGCCGCAAGGUUGAGUACCUAGCGACCCUCUCGAAGCACACCCAGGCCGUAAACGUUGUUCGCUGGGCGCCGAAGGGCGAACUGCUCGCAUCUGCCGGUGAUGACGGCAAUGUGAUUUUGUGGGUACCCUCGGAGACGCAUCAUCCAACCUUCGGCAGCGAUGGCCUCGAUGAUAAAGAGACAUGGCGCACGAAGCACAUGUGCCGCUCGCUCGGCACCGAAAUCUACGAUCUUGCCUGGUCGCCCGACGCGCAGUUCUUCAUCAUCGGUAGUAUGGAUAACGUGGCGAGGAUCUACAAUGCGGGGACAGGCACUCUUGUGCGCCAGAUCGCCGAGCACAGCCAUUACGUUCAGGGUGUCGCAUGGGACCCAAUGAAUGAGUACAUUGCGACUCAGUCCUCGGACCGUUCGGUGCAUAUCUACUCCCUCAAGACGAAGGACGGCCAAUAUACCCUUUACAGCCAUGACGAUAAGCCGCCCAAGGUCGCGAGCCAUGUCAAAGCGGACCUUCCCCCUCGUAGGAUAUCCCAGAGUCCAGCCCCGGAUUCCGGUCACCGGGCGCUCGAUUCUGUUCCGGGCGUUGCUGUUGGGUCACCAGUUCCGUCUGCUCCGGGCACACCGCAGUCGAUGCCACUUCCUAUGAACCCACCAAGCAUGAUCAGCCAUAGUCGUCGGUCAUCCUUUUCAUCCAGGCGCUCAGCUUCGCCGGCGCCAUCUAUGCCGUUGCCUGCCGUGAUGCCUAUCGAGGCCUCUCCUAAGCCUCACCUUAAUACGUCGACCCUGGGCAUGAAGAAUGCUAACCUCUAUGCUAAUGAGACUCUCACCUCCUUCUUCCGGAGACUUACCUUCACCCCUGAUGGAAGCUUGCUGCUUACCCCCGCGGGGCAGUACCAGACUCAGCACCAGACUGCUGAGGGGAAGACAUCCUCCGAGAUCAUUAACACCGUGUAUAUCUACAGCCGUGGUGGCAUCAACAAGCCUCCUAUUGCUCACCUGCCUGGGUCUAAGAAGCCAUCUGUGGCGGUCAGGUGUUCUCCGGUCAUCUACACCUUGAGGCAGUCGCCGCCUAAGACUCAAUACAUCACCAUUGACACUUCGUCAGCUGAGGAGGGCGUUCCUUCGCUGCCGGAGCCCAUCUCUAAACCCGAGCCGACAUCGUCGAUGGAUCCUCCUCCUCCCCCGCCGCCGCCGCCGCCGCCAGCAGAUGGGUCAACUGCUGCGGAUAAGGGCCUCAGCGUGGACACCAACGCUCAGUCGGCCGGGCCGAAGUCUCAGUUCGGCCUGCCGUAUCGUAUGGUGUAUGCCGUGGCUACCCAAGACACGGUUUUCAUCUAUGAUACCCAGCAGAACACGCCGAUUGCCGUCGUCAGCAAUCUGCACUGUGCGACGUUCACUGAUUUGACUUGGUCCAGUGACGGUCUGACCCUCUUGAUCUCGUCCUCCGACGGCUUCUGCUCGACCGUAUCAUUUGCCCCCGGCGAGCUUGGCACUCAGUAUACAGGGGAGAUUGGCCCUCCCCGGGGCCCGCUGCUCGCCGGGUCCAACCACAAUACUCCCACCGCGACCCCAACCUCCCUCUUUGCUCCUCCCUCGCCGUUUCCGAACGGUUCGAUGCACAGGCACCGCGACUCCGGUUCCCUGACCGCCCCUUCUCCCCCCAUCACAGCCUUUGUCAACCCGCGCGCCGCGUCCCCAGCCCGUUCCAACUCGGGCUCUUCCCAGGCUCCCGUGCUCAGCAACCCGCCCCUCGUUGGCGGUCAGGUGCCCAGCAUCGCGGCCGCGAACUCGGGCAAGGUGAUUGGCGUGCCGGUGGCUACGCCACCUGAGACGCCCAAGACUUCGUUGACGACUACAGCGGUGGCGGCACCCCCUCCUACUUCGGCUCCGUCAUCGGGGACCAAGAGGGAGGGUGUUGAGGGUGCUGCGGGCGAGAAGGAUGGCGCGCAGCAGCAGUCCAAGAGGAGAAGGAUCGCGCCCACGCUGGUUAGUGGACUUGAUGGGCAGCCUGUCUCUGGGGAGAAGAAGGAGUAA